AGCUCUAAUUCUUUUGUUAAAAAAAAAAGCAAAAGAACUCUAAUUCUUUUCUCCACAAAAACUCAAACUUCGCUCUCUAUUUGAUUCAACCAAAACCUAACUCAUUUUGAGAAUCUUGGGACAAACCCUAAUUCCUUUUGCGAAGAACUUGUUCGUUCAAUCGGUUGUUAAAAAUCUCAUUAUUGCUCUUUGAACUCAGUCUGGGGUUUCUGCUUCUGCGUCAAUUUCUAUCUUCUUCUGCCAUUUCUCAAGGUUUAUCUGUCCUAAAAAAUGGACGAGGAUCAAGAGAUGGAGAGAUUUGGAAUGGACAAUGAUUAUGAGGGUGGUCAAUGGAUCGGUGGCGAGUUUUACUAUAAGAAACGUAAAGAAAAGCGCACGCAGACCAAAGAUGAUGUUCUUUAUGGAGUUUUUGCAGAUUCUGACGACAACGAAGAUGAUGAUUAUUCGAGUAGAAAACGGAGAAGGGAUCGCGAUUUUUCGAAGAAGCCUGACCUCACCAAGCCUGUGAAUUUUGUGUCUACAGGCAUUUUUAUGCCUAAUCAGGAAAUUGAUAAUAAGUCCAAAGAGCUGGAUGAGAAAGAUGGUUAUGUUAGUGAGGAUAGGCCGGGAUUAGGUUUAGGCUUUGGUAUGGGGUCUGCUACCACUUCUGGGUCUGGUUUAGGCUUUAAUUCUAGUAAUUCUGCAAAAGGUUCUGUAAGAAAUGAUGAUUCUGAUGAGAAUGAUGAUAAUACUUUCUUGCCUACAGCGUUUGGGAAGAAGAUUAAGGAGGGGGCAAUGAGAAGGGAAAAGGAAAGGGAGAGGGAGAGGUUGGAGAAGAAGAGGGGGAAGCAUCAGAGUUUAGGUCAAGAUGGGUCUGGUGAUGUUGGGAAAUUUGAGAAGCAUACAAAAGGGAUAGGGAUGAAGCUGUUGGAGAAGAUGGGUUAUAAAGGAGGUGGGCUCGGGAAGAAUGAGCAAGGUAUUCUGGCUCCUAUUGAGGCGAAAUUGAGGGCCAAGAAUUCUGGUAUUGGGUUUAAUGAGUCUAAGGAGACUAUGCCGUUGCCUGCUUUGCAGCAAGAGAAGAAGAGUGUGCCUGAAGUCACCCAACCCGCGGUUGGCAGAACAAAAGAGAGGUCUUGGUCAAAACAAGCAAGAUUGAAAAAGAAAAAAGAUGAAGAGUAUAUAACUGCUGAGGAGUUGUUGGCGAGCAAGCAAGAACAAGAGUUGGAGGUUGUUCAGAAGGUUUAUGAUAUGAGGGGGCCACAAGUUCGAGUUUUAACAAAUUUGUCUGAUUUGAAUGCUGAGGAGAAAGCAAAAGAAAAUGAUGUCCCCAUGCCGGAACUUCAGCAUAACAUAGCAUUAAUAGUUCGGUUGGCAGAGACUGACAUCCAAGAGAUUGAUAGAGAUUUGAGGAGAGAGAGGGAGACAGCACUUAGCUUGAAAAAGGAAAAAGAGAAGUUAGAAACUGAGGCAGCAUUUCAAAAGCAGCAGCUGGAUAAUUUGGAGGAAAUAAUGAGUUUGUUAGACCAUGUUGGAGAAGAGAACACUUUGGGAACGUUAACAUUGGAUUCCCUUGCUCGGUGCUUCGGUGACUUACGCAAAAGAUAUGCUGAUAACUACAAGUUGUGUAACUUGUCAUGCAUUGCUUGCUCAUAUGCUCUGCCUCUGUUUAUCAGAGUUUUCCAAGGAUGGGAUCCUCUUCGAAAUCCAUCUCAUGGGUUGGAGUUGGUAUCGCAGUGGAAGGAACUACUUCAAGGAGAAGAUUCUUUUGAUAUAUGGGAUGUAUCAUCACCUUAUACUCUGUUGGUUUCAGAGGUUGUAUUGCCAGCUGUUAGAAUAUCUGGCAUCAAUACCUGGCAGGCACGGGAUCCUGAGCCAAUGUUAUGGUUUCUGGAAUCCUGGGAAAAGUUGCUUCCUUCUUCAGUCCUUGCUACCGUAUUAGACAAUAUAAUCAUGCCAAAAUUAUCAAGUGCUGUAGAUACUUGGGAGCCACAUCGUGAGACUAUUCCUAUUCACACUUGGGUGCAUCCAUGGUUACCACUGCUGGGACACAAGUUGGAGGGUAUUUACCAGGUGAUUCGAUUUAAAUUGAGCACUGUUCUUGGUGCCUGGCACCCAAGUGAUGGUUCUGCUUAUGCUAUAUUGUCUCCAUGGAAGACUGUAUUUGAUUCUGCAAGUUGGGAACAGCUUAUGCUUCGUUUUAUUGUACCAAAGUUGCAGCUUGUCUUGCAAGAGUUCCAAGUGAACCCAGCAAAUCAGAAUCUUGAUCAGUUUUAUUGGGUAAUGAACUGGGCUUCUGCUAUUCCUAUUCAUCUUAUGGUUGAUAUGAUGGAGAAAUUCUUCUUUGCCAAAUGGCUUCAGGUUUUGUAUCAUUGGUUGUGCUCAAGUCCUAACUUUGAAGAAGUUACAAAAUGGUAUUUGGGGUGGAAAGAACUCAUUCCAAAGGAACUUUUGGCAAAUGAAAGUAUCAGAUACCAGCUUAAUCGUGGUCUUGAUAUGAUGAACCAGGCUGUUGAAGGUAUGGAGGUUGUCCAACCUGGUUUAAAGGAGAAUAUAAGUUAUCUUAGGGUACUUGAGCAAAGACAAUUUGAGGCUCAACAAAAAGCAGCAGCAUAUGCCCAACAGCAAGCUGCUGCAAGCUUGGGCGGUACGGCCAAUGUUGAUGGUGUGCACGAAUUGAGCUUGAAAGAAGUCAUUGAAGCCCAUGCUCAGCAACAUGGUUUGCUAUUCAAGCUUAAACCUGGGAGAAUGCACAAUGGUCAUCAAAUAUAUGGGUUUGGUAAUGUCAGCAUAAUAAUAGACUCUCUAAAUCAAAAAGUAUAUGCCCAAAAUGAAGACACAUGGUCUUUGGAAUCUCUUCAAGGCUUGCUAGAGUUGCAUAAUAAAUCCCUUACCAAAAGACGCUGAAUUCUGCAUUGCCAAUGUGAAGUAACAUCUCAAUUCUCAGGCUCGAUGAAGUUUUGCAAUGAAACAUGUACUGAAGAGGAUGUCAUUGAUAAAAGGUAUUGAGAGGAGGUCUAUCCUAUUUUGUACUUCUUAUUUUUACCUUUCCAUUUGAAGUACGCAAGCCCUGAAAUACUCCGGAAUCAUGUAUGGCUUUGCCUGCACUGCUUUGUUAAAAUCCCAAUGAAUAAUUUGCAUCAGCUCAUACACGAACUAGGACUGAUCUUUUACUCUAAAAUUAUCUCAUUUGUGUUAAUUAACGGAGAAAUUUUUUAACCCUUAACAAGAAGACCUGAUGCAUACAUGAAAUGCCCUUAAUUUUUGUCUUCUCUCUAUACAAGAAGUUAUCAUGCUUCCGGUAGGAAGUUCUUUUUGUUUUGUUUUGUUUUUUUUUUUUUUUUUCGUGGGAUGUAAUUUUGAUGACCAAACAUUAUUUUAACAUUGCGAGAUCCUAGAAGCAUCAGGUUGACUUCUCAUAUUUCAGGAUUGACCUGACAAUCACUGGGUCAAACAAAUUGGUUGACA
Cajanus cajan (pigeon pea) is the source of this 3444-nucleotide messenger RNA. RefSeq names its product GC-rich sequence DNA-binding factor-like protein with Tuftelin interacting domain-containing protein (gene STIPL1). Gene Ontology annotation, cellular component: U2-type post-mRNA release spliceosomal complex. Lineage: Eukaryota; Viridiplantae; Streptophyta; Magnoliopsida; Fabales; Fabaceae. Gene Ontology annotation, biological process: spliceosomal complex disassembly. Gene Ontology annotation, molecular function: nucleic acid binding. The record is from RefSeq and is a predicted model, not a curated record.